AUGCUUGUCUGGCGGCUCCUGCAUAACAGAAUCCCUACAGAUGAAAAUAUUGCUCAGAGGGGUUUAUCUUUUCCUUCAAAAAUCUCUCUCUGUCAUGGCUCUAAUGAAACUACCACUCAUUUGUUUUUUGAAUGCCCUUAUGCUACUAAUCUUUGGAAAUGGUUCAAUGCUCUUCUUCCUAUUCCUUCCCCUAUAUCUUCUUUGUCUGACUGCCUUCUUAUGCUUAAGAAAGCUUGGAGUCCUCAAGCUUUGGCUGUGCUCAAGGCUCGCUUAGUGUACAUUCUUUAUCAAAUCUGGCAGGUUCAAAAUUUGCAUAGGUUUGAAAACAAAAACAUUCAUUGGAAGACUUGUAUCUCCAACAUUAUGGCAAAAGCAGAUUUGGUUGGAAACUUGUCUCGUAAGAAGGCUGAUGGGUCUUUACAUAGCUUCUCCUUUCUUAAGUGUUUUGGUGUGAAUCUUCAUCCUCGUCCUCCCUCAAACACGAUUGAUGUCAUUUGGUAUCCUCCUGCUAGAGGAUGGAUGAAGUGUAAUAUUGACGGGGUUGCAGUCGGUUCUCCUGGUAUUGCUGCCUGUGGAGGUAUUUUCCGGGAUGAUCAAGCUAAUCAUAUCCUUAGCUUCAGUGCUUUUUUAGAAGUUGGUUCCUCAAUCAUUGUUGAAUUUCUGGCUGCAAUUUAUGCUAUUGAGAAAGAUAAGCAGAUGAAUUAG
Vicia villosa (hairy vetch) is the source of this 705-nucleotide messenger RNA. RefSeq lists its product as uncharacterized. The transcript has a single exon. The coding region runs from base 1 to 705 and encodes 234 amino acids. Gene Ontology annotation, molecular function: nucleic acid binding. The record is from RefSeq and is a predicted model, not a curated record. NCBI's taxonomy places the organism in Eukaryota, Viridiplantae, Streptophyta, Magnoliopsida, Fabales, Fabaceae.